Molecule: messenger RNA, 3966 nt
Organism: Platichthys flesus (European flounder)
Lineage: Eukaryota; Metazoa; Chordata; Actinopteri; Pleuronectiformes; Pleuronectidae
Gene: fbxl3a
Product: F-box and leucine-rich repeat protein 3a
Exons: 5
Coding region: 275-1591 (438 amino acids)
Biological process (GO): SCF-dependent proteasomal ubiquitin-dependent protein catabolic process; regulation of cell cycle; G2/M transition of mitotic cell cycle
Cellular component (GO): cytosol; nucleus; SCF ubiquitin ligase complex
Molecular function (GO): protein binding
Source: RefSeq, a predicted model, not a curated record
CAUAAUGCAUAGCGGCCGGCACAACAACAUUUCGCCAUUUCGGAGGCAGCAGCUUUGCGGCGGAUCGAGUAGGUCAGCCGAGGCGGAGUUGUCACUUUUCCUCCCCGGGGAACGAGCCUCCUUGGUCCCUCCGCUGCUUUACAAACGGGCGGCCCGGUCACGGUGCUCCCAUGCGCGUUCCCUGGCCGGUGCGAAAGAGCUUUUCCAGCGCGGGCCCGGGCUGAAGCGUCAACCUGCCAGGUGUCGGAUUUUCCUGCUAACGUAAACAACAAGGAUGAAGCGGAUAAAAGGAGCUGAGGAGGGCAGCAACGGCUCCCCUAGCAAGAGCCCACCAGAGGCGCACAAGAAGGUUCGGAAGCAGUUGAGCGAGGAUCCAGAGGCCGAGGAUCCAGAGGCCGAGGCCGGCAGCGACUGGGUGCGGCUUCCUCAGGAGCUCCUGCUCCACAUCUUCCAGUACCUUCCACUGCUGGACCGGGCAUUUGCCUCUCAGGUGUGUCGGCAGUGGAACCAGGUGUUCCAUAUGCCUGAGCUGUGGAGAUGCUUCGAGUUCGAGCUCAACCAGCCGGCUAGCUCUUACCUGAAAGCCACACAUCCAGACCUCAUCAAGCAGAUCAUCAAGAGGCACUCCAACCACCUGCAGUACGUCAGCUUCAAGGUGGACAGUAGUACAGAGUCUGCAGAGGCUGCAUGUGACAUUCUAUCACAGUUGGUGAAUUGCUCACUGAAGACCUUGGGGCUUAUCUCAACAGCCAGACCAAGUUUCAUGGAGGUUCCAAAGUCUCACUUCAUCUCAGCUCUGACUGUGGUGUUCGUCAACUCCAAGUCGCUGUCCUCGCUGAAGAUUGACGACACGCCAGUCGAUGAUCCGUCUCUGAAGGUGCUGGUGGCCAAUAACAGUGACACCCUGAAACUGCUGAAGAUGAGCAGCUGCCCCCACGUCUCUCCCGCAGGAAUCCUAUGUGUGGCAGACCAGUGUCACGGGCUGAGAGAGCUCGCACUGAACUACCACCUCCUGAGUGACGAACUCCUGCUUGCCCUCUCUUCGGAGAAACACGUCCACCUGGAACACUUGCGUCUUGACGUGGUGAGCGAGAACCCUGGCCAGCACUUCCACACCAUCAAAAAGAGCAGCUGGGACGCCAUGGUGCGGCACUCGCCCAAAUUCAACCUGGUCAUGUACUUCUUUCUCUACGAAGACGAGUUUGGUCCUUUCUUCAACGAGGAAACCCCUGUCACGCACCUCUACUUCGGCCGCUCGGUCAGCAAGGAUGUCUUGGGCCGUGUGGGCCUCCACUGCCCCCGUCUGGUGGAGCUGGUGGUGUGCGCCAACGGCCUGCGCCCUCUGGACGAGGAGCUGAUCCGCAUCGCGAAGCACUGCACCCAGCUGUCAGCCAUCGGCCUGGGGGAGUGCGAAGUCUCCUGCAGUGCUUUUGUGGAGGUUGUGAAAAUGUGCGGCCGGAGGCUGGCCCAGCUCUCCAUCAUGGAGGAGGUGCUGAUUCCCGAUCACAAAUACUCCCUGGAUGAGAUUCACUGGGAGGUUUCAAAGCACCUUGGCCGGGUCUGGUUCCCAGACAUGAUGCCGACAUGGUAAAGUAAAUCCACAGAGCAGUUCAGUACGUGAAGCGUGUGGUGUAGAACACAGCCUCCAUGUUUGCAUUGAAAAGCCUUUUAAAUGCUCAGCUGUAGUGGAAUGUUUGGUGCCAUCCUGGAGAGCAUAGACUUGCUGAACCCCUGUGUUGUGUAGAGUGUAGCAGCCGCCUGCUACACAAUGUCAUGUAGUGCAAACAACACAGAAAUCUCAAGUGGCAGAAAACAGACUGUGGAUCCUGCUUUGUCUAACACAGAGACAGCACUCGAUAAGCCGGCUUCCUCUUAUGUUCUUCAGACCAGUGCAGGGGGACAUUUUUGAAAAAGUAAUUUUUAUAACUUAAAACUGACUUAUCUGGAAGUAGUAGCCUGGUUAUGAUAAUCUAUAUUCUGAGAGGUGUGCUUUAAUGUCUUUAAUGUCGUGGAGUAAUUUGGGACGAUAAGGAACAUAAUUCCAUGGUGUUACACUACCACUCGGCCUGCUUAACUCCAGUCUGCGACAGCAACUCUGCACUCUGUAAAACAACACGCCAUUGAAGUAUCUCCAAAUGGCCUUAUUUAUUUAAAGUUAUUGCAGAUAUAUUUUUUCAGCAUUUUACAUCAAUUGGCUUGAAAACUAGAUUUUUAUUUAUUUCCUAAGCACCUUACGUGAACACCAAAUAAUCACUGGGACAAACCAAGUCCUUCUGCUUGAUAUGAAAAGCAAUGAAACGAUUGUUGUUAUCAAUUUGCCUUAGUUGGACCCAUAUUUCAAUGCUGAUUAUGGAGGCUGUACUGGGCUUUUGACAUCAAGAACAAUAUAUUGAAGUGAUAAAUCUCUAAUUACUGAUUGAAAAAGCAGAGAAUUGAUUCUUUGUAAAUACAAACCCUGCACAUACGCGUCUGAAUCGUUGUGGUUAUUCAACAGAUAGACGAGUCUCUGCAGCUAAUUGCUCACAGUGCACGCCGAGACAAUCAAUUUGUCUUUCAGGUGUAUUCAAUUAAUAUAUUUCCUAUGUAGGUUUCAUUUGUAUCUUCUGCUAUUUGCCUGUUCAAGCUCUGAACCUGUUGUGAAUACCUGUCCUCCUUGUUAGCCCACACAUUGCUCUGUAUCAUGUUAUCACAUUGUACGUGCAGGAAAGCAAGCAGUGUAUUCACCCUUCUCAUUACAGACACCGUCUCUCCAGGUUUCCUUCAUGCUCCCAUUACCCAAUAUCCUCCAAACCAUUUCAGCCGAAAGAGAUUUGACAAGUCAGAUGAGUGAAACAAAUGUUAAUUUCCUUUAAGAAGGAAGUCAAAUGCAUCUGUAUAUAAAACGCUGUGUGUUUGAUUAUUAUUACGAAUAGAAAUGUACCCUCUGUCGGGGUUUGACAUUUCCUUAAUGGCUUGUCUUUUAUAAGAGUGCAAGUUGUCCUUUGCUAGAUGGAUCAUUUUCAUACUUUUGUCACUAGAGAAGUCAAGCUGUGGAUAAUUUAUUGAUGAGGAUAGUACUUUUCUAAUUCAUUUCUUGUUUGAGUUAUAGAAAAAGAAAGCACUCAUUUUAACCAGCAAGCAGACCAGCAGCGGGAAUUGGUUCUAUUGGUUCCACUUCCGUCUUUGUGGCUCUGUUGCAGGCAGGUGGUUGAAAAGUUCUGACUUCACUACAAAACAAUUUUUUAAUAUAAUUUAUCAAUAUAUGGAGAUUAAAACAAAGAUGUAGCACACUCCAUUCAGGGAAUUUGACCCUGCAGUCUUUAUGCAGAGAAAGGCCAAAAUUGUAAAAAUUUGUAUGAAAGAGAGUUUGUAUUGCAGCAGAAAAGCACUAGAUAUCCAACCUCAUGGUUCCUGGAAAACAUGUAAAACAUAGUGGACGUUGCAGUAUGCCAUUAGGAUUUAUGUAAAAACCCAGAUUUUGGUUUUUACAACUUCUGCCAGAUUUCAUUCGUUUGUAUUCAUCAUUCUCAUGUAGACACUAAAUGUAGCUAACCUGUAACACAAACUACAAACUGAGACAAUUAAAUUGCAGGAUAUCUAACAGUUUAUUAUUGUAUGGGUGUCUGGUCAUUGAAGUAGACACCUGUGCUGAUUGUCUAUGCUCAUGUACUUUAGCAUCUUAACGGUACAGUAACAUAUCGCCGGAUUGUUUUUAUUAAUUUAUGCAGUGUAUUUAACAAUAAUGACAGCAUCUUCGAACUGGGGUUGUGUCUUAAUAUUGCUUCUCGAUUAGUUAUUUUCACCUCAGUUGUUCUGCGAUACUUUGGUAAGUUUUAUUUGGAAUAAACUGGUGUUGACAAUGCUGUCCUUUAGUGUUGCUUCUGUUUGACAAAUGUUUUGUCUUCUUUGCUUUACUGGUCACCUGGCUUGAAAUGACAAUUGUUUUGGAUAUGUGAUCUUAUACCGGUAAUAAAUUUUCUGAAUGUA